Molecule: messenger RNA, 624 nt
Organism: Puccinia triticina
Lineage: Eukaryota; Fungi; Basidiomycota; Pucciniomycetes; Pucciniales; Pucciniaceae
Exons: 5
Coding region: 1-624 (207 amino acids)
Biological process (GO): superoxide metabolic process
Molecular function (GO): metal ion binding
Source: RefSeq, a predicted model, not a curated record
AUGAGAUACGUAGUGUUUCGAAAAUCUACCUACUUAUCGGCCGCGACUUGCUUCCUAGCCUACGCCAACGGACAAACGCGCCCCUCUGGUGGCACUGGAGACUGCCAUGUUCCCCUGACCGCGAACGCUAUACUGAACGGAAAUUUCGGCAUCACAGGACGAGUGACCUUCCAAUUGGUUCCUGGCGCACAGCUUUUGGUGGUUGAUGUCAAUCUUUCGGGCUUGAAAAAACCGGCAGGUUUUGGUGACUACACUUAUCAUGUUCAUACACAUCCGGUGGGCGCAGAUGGCAAUUGCGCAGCAACUAAGGGACAUCUCGAUCCUUUUCACGCUGGCGCCAAAACACCUUGCGAUUUCCAUCAGCCUCAUUUAUGCGAAGCCGGAGAUUUAUCUGGAAAGUUUGGAAAGAUAUCAAGUGCCCAAGAUACCGCUUCGGUACACUACAUCGAGCCAUUCUUGAAGUUCUCCCCAGCAGAGCAAAGUGUCCUUGGCCGGAGCGUCGUUGUUCAUGGCCCCGACACUACUCGUUUAGCCUGUGGAAACAUCACCUCCUGGCUCGAUAAUACUGCUGAUCUCUCGGGUAAACCCACUCUUCAACCGUCUACAUUUACUCAAAUCUAUUGA